This is a messenger RNA of Suillus clintonianus, 1374 nucleotides long. Its product is annotated as major facilitator superfamily domain-containing protein. The record is from RefSeq and is a predicted model, not a curated record. Gene Ontology annotation, molecular function: transmembrane transporter activity. Gene Ontology annotation, biological process: transmembrane transport. The transcript has 13 exons. The coding region runs from base 1 to 1374 and encodes 457 amino acids. Lineage: Eukaryota; Fungi; Basidiomycota; Agaricomycetes; Boletales; Suillaceae.
AUGAACUUCUCAUACAAGAAAAAGUGGACGAUCACACUGGUGGCGUGUGCUUUUACUGGGAUAAUCGCUGCAGCGUCGGCCUCUUUUUCUAUGGGAUACCAGUCGAUGAUGCGGGACCUUAACUGCACUCAGUUCCAGGCCACUGUCGGGUUGAGCAUGUGGGCAAUCGGAUUUGGCACCGUUCCUCUAAUCACUUCAUCAUUUACGGAAGAAUUCGGUCGCCUGAAUAUAUACAUCGUCUCAUCGUUUGCAUUCAUGCUUACGGAAAUGAUGAUCGCCCUGUCACCGAACAUACAGAUCGUCAUGAUUGGGCGUCUGCUCGGGGGCGCAUUUGGCUCAACAGGUGCAACCUUGGUGGGCGGUUCAAUUGCUGACGUAUGGAAGCAACAUGAGCGUGGACAACCAAUGGCGUUCUUCGCUCUUGUUGCUGUUGCUGGAACAGGGCUUGGGCCUCUAAUCGCUGGUGUAAUCGAGUAUAAUCCCCGCCUUGGAUGGAGAUGGAUUCAGUGGGUCCAUGUUAUGUUUACAGGGGCUUAUUUCAUCUCUGUUGUGUUGUUCAUGAAAGAAACGCGCGCCACCAUAGUUUUGACUCGCCUGGCAAGCAAGAAGCGUAAAGAGACAGGAGAUGAUAGGUACCAAGCGAAAAUUGAAAAACAACACUUGAUCACUUUAAUCAAGAUUUCCUGCACACGACCAAUAUAUCUCUUGCUGACGGAGCCUAUCGUCCAGAGUUUCAGUUUAUGGAUCGGCUUUACAUGGGGCGUUGUCUUUGCCCUUGUAGAAUCUGUCUCCGAUAAUUUCCAGGCGGUCUACGGAUUUAACGUACAGGACACUGGAUUCGUCUUCAGCACCCUCAUAGUUGGAAGUUUCGUUGGAUACUUUGCCAACAUCUAUCAGGAGAACUUAUAUCAAAAACAUUAUUCUCGUAAACGUCAAGAAGCGCGUCUUUAUCUUCCUUGUGUUGCAGCAAUCUUCAUACCAACCGGGAUAUUCAUAUAUGCUUGGACAGCAAGACCGGACGUACACUGGAUAGCGCCAGCAAUCGGUAUCACCAUAUUCAUGUCCGGCGCAUUUGUGAUUUACAUGGUGGUCUUCUUGUACAUCGCAGAUUGCUAUGGGACAUACGCAUCAUCAGCCAUUGCAUGCCAGAGUCUAAGUCGAAAUCUUUCAACAGCAGCCUUUCCUCUUUUCACGACGCAGAUGUUUGCUGGUUUGACGCAUAGAUGGGGCCUGACGCUGUUCGGAUGCAUAGGUGCGGCGCUAGUGCCUAUUCCAUGGGUACUUUUCUUUUAUGGGUCUAGAAUUCGUGCUCGAAGCAAGGUGUCACGAAAAAUUCUAGAGGAAGAAGAGUUGCGAGAUAACAUGAAGAAGUGA